Molecule: messenger RNA, 2613 nt
Organism: Xiphophorus couchianus (Monterrey platyfish)
Lineage: Eukaryota; Metazoa; Chordata; Actinopteri; Cyprinodontiformes; Poeciliidae
Product: poly(A) polymerase gamma-like
Exons: 11
Coding region: 334-1389 (351 amino acids)
Cellular component (GO): nucleus
Molecular function (GO): poly(A) RNA polymerase activity
Source: RefSeq, a predicted model, not a curated record
CAGACGUCGGGCAACAAGCACCGUUACAUUUGUAGUUUGGGAUCUAAAAAUAACCCACAACAGCACUUAAACGUGUGCUUGGCUCGCUACCAUUUGUCAAAACGCCGCUUGGGGUUGGAGGAUAAAUUAGAUAUGAAUGUUCCUGCGGGAUUUCGAGCGGAUUCGUUAGCUCCCAAGUAGUGAUUCCGGUUCAGUGGGAAGGUUUGAACUGUUCUCUGGAAAGUGACCAUUGUUGAAAUCAGGUCGAAGCUGUUGUCAUUCCCACUGGCUGACUUUCUUAGCUUCUUUUUUUUACGGAUUCAAAACAAAAAACAGUGCAAGCUUUUUAGUGUCAUGAAAGAAAUGUCAAGCGCCAUGCCUGGUGGGCAGCAGCCUCAGAAACACUAUGGCAUCACCUCCGCCAUCAGCCUGGCUCCCCCACGAGAAAUAGACCAUUUGUACACCAAGAAACUCUGUGACGCUAUGAAACCUUUCGGUGUUUUUGAGGACGAAGAGGAGCUGAACCACAGACUCGCUGUGCUUGGGAAGUUGAAUAACUUAGUUAAAGAAUGGAUCGCAGAGAUCAGUGAAUUAAAGAACCUUCCACCGUCUGCUAUUAGUUGUGUUGGAGGAAAGAUUUUUACAUUUGGUUCAUACAGACUUGGAGUUCACACAAAAGGAGCUGAUAUUGAUGCCUUGUGUGUGGCACCGCGGCACGUAGAGAGAAUCGACUUUUUCCAGUCUUUCUUUGAGAAAUUGAAACAGCAUGAAGAGAUCAAGGACCUCAGGGCUGUUGAAGACGCUUUUGUACCUGUGAUAAAAUUCAAAUUUGAUGGGAUUGAGAUUGACCUGCUUUUUGCCAGAUUGGCCUUACAGUCCAUUCCAGACAACCUGGACCUGAGGGGCGACUCCAUCCUGAAGAACUUGGACAUUCGAUGCAUCCGAAGCCUCAACGGUUGUCGAGUAACGGAUGAAAUUUUAUACCUUGUGCCAAACAAAGAGAACUUCAGGUUGACAUUGAGAGCCAUCAAACUCUGGGCGAAACGUCGAGGGAUCUACUCCAACAUCCUGGGUUUUCUGGGUGGAGUUUCAUGGGCCAUGCUGGUGGCCCGGACCUGCCAGCUCUACCCCAACGCCGUAGCUGCCACACUCGUCCAUAAGUUCUUCCUGGUUUUCUCAAAAUGGGAAUGGCCGAAUCCUGUGCUACUGAAACAACCUGAGGACAGUAAUCUCAAUUUACCUGUUUGGGACCCCAGAGUGAACCCGUCUGACAGAUACCACCUGAUGCCCAUCAUCACGCCCGCGUACCCCCAGCAGAACUCCACCUACAACGUUUCCACGUCAACGCGCACCAUUAUGACGGAGGAGUUCAAACACGGUAACGCUGCUUUGUUUUCCCGGAGACAUUGAAUGUGUCGCAACUCCAAUCCUCCAGAGCCAGACGUGAGUUUGUUGUCGUUUACGUAAACAAUCCGAACGCGUUCGCUCUGGAUGUAUGGCAAUAAAACGUCCUGUCUUAUUAAACCUUAAUGUUUUAAGGUUUCUCUAAACUGCUUAUUUUACUGUUUUUUAUUGCUUGAUUUAGACAAAAUUUCUGUAUUUUCUCCAAGUAUUUUGUAAAAAACCUGCUGCAACAAUAAGUGGACAAAAUUUAUUAGAGUAAAUUCAAUUUCAAUCAUUGAGCUGUUGUUUUUUAAAAAAGUUUAGGCUUGCCAGUUGUGAUAAAUCCAAUAAAACUGAUGUUUAAUCUUUACUAAAAUGUGUCACUUUAUUAAAUAAAACUGAACAACCAAAAGCAGAAUUCAGAUAAACUGAGAGAUCAUUUCUCUGCCUACUCUUGUGUGUUGUGCUGCACUAUUAAUUUUGUUAUACAUGUUACUGUGCAAUGACAAUAAAUCUAAUCUAAUAUUCAAAUAGUGAUCUCGACUUUAUUUUAACAUUAAAGCUGGCAGCCAAAACUAUUUAAAUAUUUCAUAGUGUUAGAAAAACUGCAAACAUCGUAAAUUUAAGUGAAGAUCGUGUUAAAAGAUUAUUUGUAAAUAGAAUUACAUGUAAUAUUUAAAUUUUAAAUAUUUAUUUAAAUUUAAAUAUUACUGAAAAGCCAAUUUAUUCCAGGAGCUUUAUCAUAAAGUGAAACACACAUUAUAGAUUGAUUACACACAGAUGGAUGUUUUCUAAAGUUUUAUUUCUCUUAAUUACAGUUCAUGAAAACGUGACAUUUAAAAUGAGAAAAUAACAUAAAACCAUUACAUUAUAUAUAUUUUUAGAAACAAAAACAUGGGAUUAAUGAAAAGUAUGUUUAAAGGGGCAUUGUUAGGUAUUUCUAAGCCACAUAAUGACACAUUACAGCAAAAUCAAGUAACUGUUUCCUUCAGUUGACAUGAUUUAAAAGAAAUAUAAAGAAAUUGGACGUCUGUCUCUUUAAGAAAGUCAUCCCAAUAAUGCUCCUCCAUGAAGCCGUUUAGUACCAUUCUCAGGACUGAUAUGACGAGCUUUUCCAGGUAUUUGCUAAUUGCUGCUGCCGCUAGUCUGUAGGAGCUGAGUGAGUGUUUGGCUAUCGAGGAUCGGACUCGGAGACUCGUCCUUAAUUUGACCUUGAGUCACUCGUCUGUUUGUCAUGAACAGGUCUCAGCG